UGCGCGCGGGGUGGCGCGCGGUCACGCGCCGCAGGCUGCUUCCGGUGCGCCGCGAGGUCCGCGGGGACGGGUCUCCCUGGCGAUCCGUCUGUGUGCUGGUGCCGCGCCUGCUGCUGCGGGUGUCACCAGCCGAGCGCUGUCGCGGCGACGCUCGCGCCCCUGCUCUUCCUCGGGCACCCCGGGGCUUGAUCCCCGGGGUGGGUCCUCGCGGUCGUCGGUGGGGAUCCUGCCGGGCUAAACUGUGCUCCUGCGCUCGUCUUUCACGACCCCACGGAGCGACCCCAAGAGAGGACGAGGGGGACUCUCGCGACUCCGCGCAGUGCGUCGCCGGCAGGGCCGCGGGGCCGGGGCUUCUCCAGCCCCCGGGAUGCGCGCGCGAUCCCCUGCCUCCACUUCCUUGUCGCCGGUGUCACGACUGGAGCCGCCUCUCGGCGACAGUGGGGAGCGCCAGCGUGCGGGCCAGCCCUCUCGUCGCGCCCGUGGGCCCGGCGCCCCCGGGGAUGUGAGCCGCGCGCCUGCCACGCUCCUCGGGUCAUGGAUGCAUCAUAUGAUGGUACUGAGGUAACUGUUGUGAUGGAGGAAAUUAAGGAAGUCUACUGUUAUACUUCUCCUGGACCACCCAAGAAGAAGAAAAAGUAUAAAAUACAUGGAGAAAAGGCCAAGAAACCCAGGUCUGCUUACCUUUUAUACUACUACGACAUCUACCUGAAAGUGCAGCAGGAGCUUCCCCACCUCCCGCAGUCUGAGAUCAAUAAGAAGAUUAGUGAGAGUUGGAGGCUUCUCAGUGUGGCCGAGAGGAGUUACUACUUGGAGAAAGCCAAACUAGAAAAAGAAGGUUUGGAUCCUAACACUAAGCUCUCUACAGUGACUGCUGUGGUUCCAGACAUCCCAGGUUUCCGCAAGAUCCUUCCCCGCUCAGAAUACAUCAUCAUCCCUAAGAGUAGCCUCCAGGAGGAUCAAAGCUGCUCUCAACUGGAGCUGUGUGUAGCUCAGAACCAGAUGUCCCCUAAAGGACCUUCUGUUGUAACUGCCCCCGAGACAGUGCCCAGCCAUGUGGGCCUAGCAGAGCAGUGCCUGGCUGAGGAGACUCUGGCGGAGGAGGUGGGAGCCCUUGCUCAACCAGGUGCUGUUCAGGAGAUUACUACUUCAGAGAUCCUCACCCAGGAUGUACUCCUGGAGGAGGCUUCCUUGGAGGUCGGGGAGAGCCACCAGCCUUACCAGACAAACCUGGUAAUUGAAGAGACCUUACUGAAUAGCACCUCAGAACUUCCCACUGGAAACCUGGCUGUGCCCCGCACCCAGGCUGGGGAGAGUGUGUCGGUGGUGACAGUCAUGAGGGAUUCCAGUGAAGGUAGCUCCUCUUCACCAGCCACACAGUUCAUCAUGUUGCCUGUGCCUACUUACUCAGUUGUGGAAAAUCCCUCUCCCAUCAAACUGACGACUACCUAUACCCGCCGGGGCCAUGGAACUUGCACCAGUCCAGGUUGUUCCUUUACAUAUGUCACCAGGCAUAAACCACCUAAGUGCCCAGCCUGUGGUAAUUUCCUAGGCGGAAAGUGGAUCCCAAAGGAAAAACCAGCCAGAGUCAAAGUGGAAUUGGCCUCAGGUGUCUCCUCUAAGGGGUCUGUGAUUAAAAAAAAUCAGCUGCCUGAGCAAAGUUCCUCUAAGGAAAAUGCCUGCAGACUAACUCUGGAGAAUUCAGAAGCUGUAAGCCAGCUCUUAAAUGUAGUUCCUCCAAGAGAAGUAGGUGAGGAGAAUGAAUGGGAGGAAGUGAUCAUCUCCGAUGCCCAUAUUUUGGUUAAGGAAACGCCUGAGAUCUGUGGUGCAACAGUGGCUAAGACGCCAGUCAUCAAGCCUGAAGUCACUCUGGCGACAAAUGAGAACGAGAGUUCUGGACUAGAAAUCCCACCAUUGCCGGCUGAGGGGACCAGCACCUCCACCCAAGUCGUGGUUUCUAAAAAGCCUACAGGAGACCUACUCAACACUGGGCCCAGGACCCCAGAGCUUAAAGGCAGAGCACGGGGCAAACCCUCAUUACUGGCUGCAGCAAGACCCAUGAGAGCGAUUCUGCCUGCCCCAGCUAACGUGGGGCGAGGCAGCAGCCUGGGCCUGCCCAGGGCCAGGCAGACCUUUUCCUUGAGUGAUAAGACCUCCUCUGUCAGGACUUGUGGCCUGAAGCCAAGCACACUGAAGCAGCUGGGUCAGCCUGUACAGCAGCCUCCUAGCACCAGUGAGGUGAAGCUACCAAGUGGCCCAAGCAACAGGACAUCUCAAGUGAAGGUUGUAGAGGUCAAGCCUGAUAUGUUUCCUCCAUAUAAGUACAGCUGCACUGUCACCCUGGAUUUAGGAUUGGCUACAUCAAGAGGCAGGGGAAAGUGCAAGAAUCCCUCUUGUAGCUAUGUCUACACCAACCGGCACAAACCUCGGGUUUGUCCCAGCUGUGGAUUUAACCUUGCCAAAGACCGGACUGAGAAAACCACCAAGGCUAUUCAGGAAGUGAGUUCUCCACUUCCAGAUGGGCUGAGUGCCACAGAGCCCCUGAGUGUGGCCCAGAGGGAAAUUCAGCGCCAGUCCACACUGCAGCUGCUACGCAAAGCCCUGCAGAUUCCUGAGAAUGAGUCUGAACUCGCCGAGGUGUUCACCUUGAUUCAUGAACUUAAUAGCUCUCGACUUAUCCUGUCCAACGUGAGUGAGGAAACAGUCACCAUCGAGCAAACCUCUUGGUCAAAUUAUUAUGAGUCCCCAUCCACGCAGUGCCUUCUCUGCAGCAGCCCAUUAUUCAAAGGGGGACACAACUCCGUGGCGGGGCCCCAGGAGUGCUGGCUGCUGACAGCCAACCGGCUGCAGGUGGUGACAGCUCAGGUGAAGAUGUGUCUGAACCCCCAUUGUCUGGCCCUGCACAGUUUCAUGGACAUCUACACAGGUCUUUUUAAUGUGGGGAACAAGCUGCUAGUAAGCCUGGACUUGCUUUUUGCAAUCCGAAACCAGAUCAAGCUGGGGGAGGACCCCAGGGUAUCCGUCAGUGUUGUGCUGAAGUCAGUGCAGGAGCAAACAGAGAAGACUCUUACUCCAGGGGAGCUGAGCCAGCUUCAGGAGUUGUUGUGCAAUGGCUAUUGGGCUUUUGAGUGCCUCACUGUCCGCGAUUACAAUGACAUGAUUUGUGGCAUCUGUGGUGUGGCCCCCAAAGUGGAAAUGGCCCAGAGGAGUGAAGAGAAUGUGCUAGCACUGAAGAGUGUGGAGUUCACCUGGCCUGAAUUCCUGGGCUCCAGUGAGGUGAAUGUGGAGGACUUUUGGGCCACGAUGGAGACGGAGGUUAUUGAGCAAGUGGCAUUCCCUGCCAGCAUCCCUAUCACUAAAUUUGAUGCCUCUGUCAUUGCCCCCUUCUUCCCUCCACUCAUGAGAGGAGCUGUGGUCGUCAACACAGAGAAAGACAAAAACCUGGAUGCACAGCCAGUACCUGGCAACGGCAGUGCCUUGGUGCGGCUGCUCCAGGAAGGCACCUGCCGUCUUGAGAAGAUAGGCUCCUACAGUGAGGAGGAGCUGCGGUACCUGCUGGGGCAGUGCAGCAUCCCUUUCACAGCAGGAGACUGCAGGGACCAGCUCUGUUUCUCUUUAUUGGCCCUCUAUGAAUCUGUACAGAAUGGAGCGCGAGCUAGACAGACCCCACCACAUCUUACAGGGGGUAAAAUCUACAAAGUGUGCCCCCAUCAGGUGGUCUGCGGCUCCAAGUAUCUUGUUCGUGGUGAGAGUGCCCGUGACCAUGUGGACCUGCUUGCCUCUUCACGCCACUGGCCACCUGUCUACGUGGUAGACAUGGCUACACCCGUGGCCUUGUGUGCUGAUCUCUGCUACCCAGAGCUGACCAGCCAAAUGUGGGGGAAGAACCAGGGCUGCUUCUCUAGCCCUACAGAGCCACCGGUGACUGUGUCCUGCCCUGAGCUCUUGGACCAGCAUAAUUCUGUGGAUGUGACAGAGGCUGAACACUCUGUCCAGCACCCUGUCACCAAGAGUGCUGUGCGGCGCAUUGUCCAUGCAGGCACGCAGCCAAGUCCUGGUGACCCCAGUGCUGGGCACCACUCCUUAUCCCUGUGCCCCGAGUUGGCACCCUACAUGUCUAUCCUAGCCUCCAUUACGGACAGCAAAUCAGACAGUGUCCGCCGGCGUCCCAUUGCCUUUGACAAUGCCACUCACUAUUACCUCUACAACCGCCUCAUGGACUUCCUCACCAGCCGUGAGAUUGUCAACAGACAGAUCCAUGAUAUUGUGCAGAACUGCCAGCCUGGUGAAGUGGUCAUUCGUGACACCCUCUACCGCCUUGGGGUUGCUCAGAUCAAGACAGAACCUGAGGAAGAGGGAGAGCAAGAGGAGGCGGCCACAGCGGCAGAAUAAGCUAGGGUGUUGUACAGGGACUGCAUCAUCUCUCAAGCCAUAGCACAGCCUUUGCCCAGGGCAGGCUUUGCCCUGCAGAGGCAGGGUCUCUGACUGCUGGGACUGACCAAAGAGCUUCCAUUUCCUAAGCACACCGGGGUCCAGAGACCAUGCUUCUCUGUCCUUGGGGGCUCAGGAGAAGGGUCAGGAAACCGUCUACUGGCCCUGAGAGAGCACUUGUGAGGUAAUAUGCUUAUGGGAGGGGAGGGAGGCUGAAGGAAAGGCUGGUAGCCAGCUCUCUGGGGCCUGAUGGAGGUGGGGUGGAGGUCUUUGGGUGGCUGAGGCAAAAGUCCGUGCUAGGUGACUUAUCUCUUCUACAUGGGGAAACCUGGUCCAGAUCUAGAGCCACAUGGACUUCUUGGCCCAUUGCCUCUGACCCAGGGCCUGGGUGGCCUCAUUCCUACUCAGCAUCCUUUUGGGCUCUUGAUUCUUCCCAAAGGAAGGAUGCAUUUUUCUCCAGCUCUUCCUGUACCACAUUUGUGGGAAACAGGAGGGAGGAACAGUCAGCCACAGCUUUUUUCCAGGACUGUCCUCUUCCUUGAGCUUUGGGGAAGAUAGUCCCCUUCCUCCUUUCCCUGGCCACUGCUGCUGCACCCGACAUCCUCUCUGGGCCCUGGGAUCCUCACCAGAGGGGAUGUGGCCUGUGGUCCUGUGACAUAACCUGGCAGCAGUAGGAAAACUCCCUUCUGUGAAGGGGAAGCAGACUGGGCUGUACAGAAACAGCGGGACUGGCUCAAGUACCCAUGGUUUGCUUAGGGCCCAGGAACAGGCCAAGUGUUUAAUUUAUUGACAGGAGUGGAGUAGGUGCCCCCCUCCCCCCAACAAGAAUAAAGUUUAUUAAAUUAACUGGUUUUGAUGAA
Molecule: messenger RNA, 5288 nt
Organism: Octodon degus (degu)
Lineage: Eukaryota; Metazoa; Chordata; Mammalia; Rodentia; Octodontidae
Gene: Hmgxb3
Product: HMG-box containing 3
Exons: 20
Coding region: 535-4389 (1284 amino acids)
Source: RefSeq, a predicted model, not a curated record